AAAUAUGUUCCGCGUAUGACGAUUCCACAAAUUUUAAAAGGAAGAACUAUUUUUGACAGAGAGAUGUCUAGAAAAUAUAGAAAAUUAUUGAGAUUUCCGCAUAGGGAUCGCACAAUUGCAAAUUUGAUUCAUUUUUUCAUUGAGUCAAGGAAAGAGAUAUCAACAUAUGAUGGAAUAAUUGCAUACGCUUUUGGUAAUAAUUUAAUGCAAUAUUUUAAUGCUACUGUAAAUCAUUCUUUAUUAUAUAAGCAUGAAAUUAAUGCUGGAUAUAAAUUAAAGGCUGAAUAUUAUUUUUUAUGCAAUCAUCAACAACUUGUCAAACCAAUUUUUAAUUUAGAGGGUGUUAAAAAAAUUUGGUGUUUUGUAUAUGGAGCAGUAUUUAUUUUACGAUUACUAAUUCUAUGA
Sipha flava (yellow sugarcane aphid) is the source of this 405-nucleotide messenger RNA. RefSeq lists its product as uncharacterized. The record is from RefSeq and is a predicted model, not a curated record. NCBI's taxonomy places the organism in Eukaryota, Metazoa, Arthropoda, Insecta, Hemiptera, Aphididae. The annotation marks the transcript as partial. The transcript is spliced from 4 exons.